This is a messenger RNA of Cryptomeria japonica (Japanese cedar), 357 nucleotides long. RefSeq names its product putative receptor-like protein kinase At3g47110. Gene Ontology annotation, biological process: protein phosphorylation. Gene Ontology annotation, molecular function: protein kinase activity; ATP binding. The record is from RefSeq and is a predicted model, not a curated record. Bases 1 to 357 code for a protein of 118 amino acids. The transcript is spliced from 3 exons. NCBI's taxonomy places the organism in Eukaryota, Viridiplantae, Streptophyta, Pinopsida, Cupressales, Cupressaceae.
AUGGGUGAUGAUAUCACUCCAUAUAUAGCAGACUUUGGCAUUGCAAAAGUGGUUUUUGGAAACUCUCUUGAUUCAUUGGCUUCUACAAAUGCACUUCAGGGAUCUUUUGGUUACAUGGCACCAGAAUAUGCAAUGGGUGGAAAGAUUGAGACAACAGGAGAUAUAUUUAGUUAUGGUAUUUUAUUACUGGAGCUUUUGACAAGGAAGAAGCCAACAGAUGCAAUGUUUAUAGAAGGAUUGACUCUUCCUAAAUGGGUAAGUAUGAAUUUUCAAGAUGACAUAGCAGAAGUGGUGGAUUACACCCUACUUAGAAAUGUGAAUGAAUCAGACACAUCAGUGGUGUUGGAGAUGAAAUAG